Molecule: messenger RNA, 14129 nt
Organism: Anthonomus grandis grandis
Lineage: Eukaryota; Metazoa; Arthropoda; Insecta; Coleoptera; Curculionidae
Product: breast cancer anti-estrogen resistance protein 3 homolog
Exons: 13
Coding region: 471-3110 (879 amino acids)
Biological process (GO): positive regulation of peptidyl-serine phosphorylation; small GTPase-mediated signal transduction
Molecular function (GO): guanyl-nucleotide exchange factor activity; phosphotyrosine residue binding
Source: RefSeq, a predicted model, not a curated record
CCGAUAGAAAGUGUUUUGUGUUUAGUACCGCCGGUGGUACCAUUCGUUUGACAUUUUGUCUCUCGAGUGUCGAUUUCCUGUCCCAUGUAAUAUUUCACGCCCCGAUUCGGGCACGUUCAUUCCGCAAAUAGUACGGGGCGGUGGUGGAGUUGUGAAAAAUACGGCCUCCGUGACUACCUGAUUUGGGUACGCGUAGUGGUUUUCGAUUGAGAAAUAUUUACCGGGUAGUGUGAAUGUGUUUCUGUAUACUGGAUUAUUGUUUUUACUAGUUUUGUAGGAUUAUACCGCGAACGACGAUCGCACCCAGCAGGAUAAUCUUAUCUCGAACCGCCUGAUAGUGUCGCUCGAUGAAAACAAACAAUAGCAGCCGAUAUUCUAAAGUGUUUUCUUUUUGACUUGAAUAACGUGAUGAAAAUUUAAUGUUUUUUUCUUUUCUAAUUAUUCUGUGAUGUGAUUGACCGGAACAGAAGAUGGGGAAAAGUGCGAGUAAAUUGAAGAAAAGGGCGAGUUUUCACAACCUUAGCUGGUCCAGAUUCGGCUCUCUUCCCCUUCGAAAAUCUCGCCUAGCCAAAGAAAAUGGCACCGCCAUCGUCCCGAAACCGAAACACAAGGACAUCGCCCAAUGGCUCAAAGAUCUGGAGCUGGAGGAGUACCUCCAGUUAUUCGCGAAGUACCAAGGGGUCGAAGAGAUCCUGGAACUGUCCGAGUCGGAUCUUAAGACCCUGGGGGUCAAGAAAUCUUCCCACAGGGCGACGAUUAUUAGCAGUUUAACCUUGCUACGGGCAAAGUACCAUGAGAAUUUUACAAGAAAAGCCCCAAUGAGACAUAGCGUUGCCGUCGACUUAUCGAGGAAAAUUCAACGGGAAGACACAUUGACCGACCUAAGGAUCGUUAGUGAAGCCGUUCAGAGCAAGAGCCUAAACAACCUGAUUAUGGAGCCGGUAGCAGAUCCUACAGUUAACGCUACCGACCUCCGUAAAGCCUUAGAAUGGGAACUGUCAUUGGACAAUCGAGAUCUGCGGUCCCACGCUUGGUACCACGGUGCCAUACCACGGGCAAGGGCUGAAGAAAUAGUACGAGAGGACGGUUGUUUUUUGAUCAGAGAUUGCACUUCUCAACCGGGAAACUACGUGUUAACUUGCCGAACGAAGGGCCAUCCGUUGCACUUCGUUAUAAACAAGGUCUUCUUGCAACCGGAAACCGUUUACGAACGCAUCCAGUAUCAGUUCGAAGAUGAAGCGUUUGACACUGUACAAGAUCUGAUCACUUUUUAUGUUGGUUCUGGUAAGCCAAUAACGGUAGCCUCCGAAGCCCGAAUCCAAACCCCAGUAAACCGUAUGUACCCUCUAUCGUUCUACGCUACCAAGUACCCCACCCCCCUACCAGCCAGCCGAAUGUCAUCCCCAGCAACUACCCCAGUGGGAGGAAUGCAUUACCGGCAUAGUCCCCUCCAAAGCUACAGACCGAGCUGUUCACCCACCCGAAGAGACGGCCUUCAAAGGCUUCCCUCCAAGAAACAAAGGUCCCAUUCUCUCACCCCCGCAGAAGCAAACCGGAUGUCGCAGGAAAAGUGUAACAGUGCAGACGGGGUGAUCCAGUCCCCCCUGAUGACCAGAUCGGUUGGUUCGGAGAGCGUCAAUUCGGGGUUAAAGUUCUCCACCCAUUCUUUACCUCGCACAACACAUAAUACGAGGCUGUCCUUGUCGAAUAGUGCGAAUACUUUGGGAAGGCAUUGUAGGAUAACCAGUGAUCCGACUUUAUCGCCAUGCGCGGAACGUCGGGGCGGCAACGACGCCACCGAUUCGGGAAUCGAAUCUCCACCACCGAAACCGUCGAGGGUUCCCGGACUCGCUCGGGCCGAGUCGGUUGACUCGGCAGCGCUCGGGUUUCCGUCGCACGGCGGUUUGCAGCGAGUGACGUCGUACCAUGCGAGCGGAUCGGAUUCGGGCAACGGAUCGGGUGAUUCCGCUCUUAGUUCGGCUGCAGGAGAUACUGCGGAUUUACCGAAAGGUGUUGUCAUCAAAAAUCCCAGAUAUAACAUGUCAACAUCAGAAUCCUCAACGACCUUAAAAAACUUCGAAAUAGACUAUAUGGAAAUAGAAGAAAAACUUCUACGGUUACCUGAGGCUGCACCCAUUAAAUUUAACAGCAGAUUUGACUUGGAAAAUUUCCAAACUCUUCUUCUGCCAGUCAACGAAAACAAGCCGCUGGACGCACAAGCACUAAGAAGAAUCAAAAUGACUCUGGCAGAGUCUGGACCUCGGAUUCUGGCCAAUCACCUUACGAGAACCGAUAUGGACUUGAUAUUUGGGAAACCCGAUCUGGAAAACCCCCAGUCUAAGCUUUGUGGUGGUAUCGAGCUUUGCGUGUUACCCCAUGGGGGGCAGCUAAGGACGGACUUAAUCGAAAGGACAGAGUGUUUAAAGCUCCUAGUAGCCGUCAGUAUACUGACAUGCGCAGAUGAGUCGGAAAGGACGGAGAUGCUGAAUAAGUGGAUAGAGAUCGCUAUAGACACGAAGACCGCCUUGGGGAACUUAUUUGGUUUUUGUGGCAUUAUGUUGGGAUUGUGUUUGCCGCAAAUUGAACGAUUAGACUCGGCAUGGCACAUGCUCCGUCAAAAAUACACCGACUCGGCCUUUAACUUCGAAGCAAAACUCCGUCCCACGUUAAAACACAUGAACUGUUGUUCAAACCCUCAAGCCCCCAACACCACCAUACCUCACCUCCUACCUCUCAUCCUACUCUUAGAGCGAAACCUCCAGGAUUUUCUGCAGCCAGGCAAACAAUCUCAGUUGGCCAACAGUUGCCUUAGCUUCUGGGAGUCAAACACCCAAGAUUUUGGCCUCACCACCUUACUGAACCACCUACAGGCGGCCAGGAAGUACAUGGACACCCAGCAAAUGUACCAGAGAAAUGCGGAAAUCGUACUGGGAGAAGCCCGAACCGACGAGCUGACCCUUGACAUGUUCCGCACGGAAUUUCAUUUGAAAUUCUUGUGGGGCAGUCGGGGGGCGUUAGCGAGCGCCCCCGAGCGACAUUCGAAAUUCGAGCAAGUGCUUACUGUGAUGGCCGAGAAGUAUUGUAAUGUCAAAAGUGAGAGUGAGGUCUAAGUUCAAGUUCCUAGGCAGGUGAUUUUGUUAUUAAUGUUGUACAUUAGACUGUAGAAAUACGGAUUAUGUCCGUUCUUAUUUGCAGAUGAUACAGAUUUGAACUACCGGAUAGCCGAAACUAGCGCUAAGUCAUAAAUCACAGGCAAUUUUGAACGUUUUUAUAUGCAUUACAGAGCAGUUCUUUGGAAAUCUUCAAAAUGGCGCAAUUUUUUCCUUUUAGGUUUGGUAUCACUGACUGGUUCCAUGCCACCAAUGGUAGAAUUUUCUUUUAUUUGAAGGUUACCUUAUAUAAAUAUCUCUUCUGUUGGCAUCACUGAAAUCGUCAGUAUUGAGAACAUCCAAUGUCAUUUUUUAUUAUGUUUUUCUAUUGUUGGCAGCCUGUUAAUAAUGCUCAGUACCGCCAACUUAAAAGAUAAAAGAGUCAUUUUAUUUUCAAGUGGUUGACACUGGCAACUAGGGGCGAAAAUUACAAAAAUAAUUCGGGCGUUGCUAAUUUUUAAUACUGAAUCGAAUUCCUAACACAACCUUUCAUAAUUGUGAAAAUUGCUAAAAAACAGUAAGAAUUAUUUACCAAACUUAAUCUCUAAAGCAAAAAAUUGCAUUUUUCUACUAUUAAUUACAAUAAUAAUUCCGUCGUUGCUAAUUUUUAAUGAUGAAUGGAAUUCCUAAUACAACCUUUCAAAAUUGUCAAAAUUGCUAAAAACACUAAGAAUUAUUUGGCACACUUAAUCUCCAAAAAAAAAUUGCGUUUUUCUACUUUUGACGGCCUGGUAAUGAAGUCAAUCAUUCCUCAGCGCUACCAACCUAAAAGACCUUCAACUCGUAUGAUUAGUUAUUUUAUUUUAUUUUCAGUUAGUGAUUUUAUUUUCAAGCGACUGGUAGGCUUGAUUUUUUAUUUGGUUUUGAUCGGCGACUACAAUUACAUACUCAUUCCCAUGUUGCCAGUUUUCAAAGUAAAAUCGACUUAUAAUCCAAUCAACAAGAAAAAAUCCUUAUUUUAUUGCCAACUUAGACUCCAAAACAAAAAACGUCAUUUUUUUUUUCAUACUAUUGUAAGCAUAAAAGGAUAUUUCAAAAGCGUCGGUAUGGUUUAUAUUGCCCCCCAUUAAGACUUCAGAUUUUAUUUUAAGUGUUUGGCUGGCCUGGUUUUUCUCAUUCCGGUGUUGGCAGUCUGUAAUACCAAAUCUGAACUGAAAUUGACAUUUCGUGCUUAAAAGACAAUAGAUUCCCAAGAAUUAAACGCAAUUCUCUUGCCUCAAGUUUAAGAAACAGCUGAUUUCUAGAGUUAUUAUCGUUAAGUCAUAAAUCACAGGCAGUUUUGAAUAUUUUUUAUUGGCAUUACAGAGUAAUUUUUUAGAAAUCUUAAAAAUGGCGCCAUUUUUGCAGGGUUUUUGUCGUUUUAGGUUUGGCAUUACUAACUGGUUCCACGGCACCAAUAGUAGAUAAAUAAAAUAUUAUUUUUAUUCCGUUUGAAGGUUUCCAUAUACAAAUAUUUCUUCUGUUGGCAUCGCUAAAUUCGUCAGCAUUGACCUUAUUUUUUUUUUUAUUCCCAGAACAACAUAUGUCAUUCUUAUUCUGCUUUUCUAUCGUUGGGAGCACGAUAAUAACGCUCAGUACUACCAACCUAAAACAGUGAUUUUAUUUUCAGGUGAUUGGCAUUGGGAACUAGCGGCUAAAAUACAAAAACAAUUAUCGCGUUUUAUAAUUGUCAAAAUUGUGUCUAAAAAAAUAGAAAAAAAAUUAAUCAUGUGCCAAAAUGACCAAAUCUCCGUCUCCAAAACAAAAAAUUGCCUUUUUAUUCUUGUACUAUUGGUAGCCUCAGUCAAUCAGUCCUCAGUUCUACCAACCUAAAACAGACUGCCAGACUUAAUUAUUUAACCAGCGGUUAAAAUUACAUUCUUAUUCCGGUAUUGCCAAUUUUUAAUGCUAAAUCGAAAAGCUUACACAACAUUGAACUUUUAUAAUUAUCAAAAUUGUUGCUAAGAAGAAAUUUUCAUUUUACUUUUUUACUAUUGGCAGCAUGAUAAUCAAGUCAAUCAUUCUUCAGCGCUACCAACCUAAAAGACCUUUAACUCAUAGAGAUUACUUUGAUUUGAAGACUGACAGACUUGAUUAUCAAUAAGAAAAAAAUAUUGUCUUCAUACUGUUGGGAUGAUAAUACAGAAUACCACAAAAGCGUCGGAUCCUUUCCCCAUUAAGACAGUUAUUUUAUUUUACUUGCUUGACUGCCCUGGCUUUUCUGAAAAUCACAUACUCGUUUUGGUAUUGCCAGACUUUAACUGCAAAUUUGAACUGAAAUUGGCAUUUCGUACUUAAAAAACAUUAGAUUUCCGGAAAGCGAAUUUAAGUCUCUUGCCUCAUAGAAAAUAAUGUUAAAAUUUGCCUAUUAUAGGUACUAACGUUAAACUAGUCUGGCAACAUCGGAAUGAGUAGGUAAAUUUAACCGCUAAUCAAGUUUAUCAUACAGUACCAACCUAAGAAAAAAAAAUUGAUGGUAGGCGUGGCACUAGCAAGUAAAAUAUAUAUGCUAUAUAUGGUUAUAUAUCGAUGGUUUAAAGCGCAAAUAUUGUAUGUCCAAAUUUAUAAAUUUUGCAGAAAUAUGAAAAAUAGAUUUUCUUUCGCAUUCAAGUAAAUUUUGUGAUAAAAUAACAAAAUAUUUGGUAUUUUUUUAAGUGAGUUCAGGUAUUUGUAAUACCAAUAUAUUAUGAUAUUACAAAUUGCUAUCAUCAUUUUUAAUAAAAAUAGUUAUAAUUCGAAAUAUGCUGGACAUACGAUAUAUUAAAUUUCCUCAAGUGGACAUACUACAAAUAGGCUUAAUAAAAAAAAACAAUUUAUUUAUUAUUACAAUUUCAAGAUUUUAUUGAGAAAAACACAUUCGGUGACAAAUUAAAGGUAGAACAAAGCUUAUCGUAUAUUAUCGGCAUUUUAAUCCUCUUCAUCGUCGACGUUAGGAUUUGUUUUAUAUGGAACAAGAUCUUUGGCUUUCUUUGAACUCGGUAAACUUUUAAAAUAACUUUUGUAUGCCAUGGGAAUAAUUUUCUUACCAAGCAAAUAAAGUAAGUCUUUUUUUUUGGCUUCUGAAAUUGGCAAUCUUUGUUUAUAUUUUUGUGCAAUUAAGUCCAGAGUUUCCCAUGAUACAGUUUUCUUUUUUCUUCCUUGCAAAACAUCAAAUUCUAAGAAUUCAUUAUCAGCCAAUGAAUAUGUAUAUUGAAUGAUGAAUGGUUUAGAUUUAUCAGAUCUUAGCCAUUUAAUGUGAAGCCAUUUUAUUUGUUCCUUAGAAGUAUUUACUUUGGUAUUUUGCAUUACAAGUGACGCCAGUUGCUGUAAGUCAUAAAAAUCUGGAAAAGCAACUUUAAAGACCUGAUACGGACAUGGUUUUUUUCUUGCCAUUUCUAUUAACAACCCCCAUUCUUCGGUUGUGAAAAUUUUGCGAUGUUUACGUGCUCGUUCAAUAGUGGCGUGUAUUGAAUCUGCCUCUAGAUAGGAAUGGCCGGAUUCCAUGAACUUUAGAUCUACAAUUUGUAAGUGUUCAAUUUUAUUGACAGCAAACAACAUCGCUGCAGUAACAAAUUGAUUCCGAUUUUGCCCUCCGCAAGUAUCAGAAAAACUAGUAACAUGUGACACAGUCUGAGGUAAGUUGUACAAAUACUUUAAUAGGCACGUACCAAUUUCUAAAGGUCCUUUAGAGCCAUGAGUUUCCUCCCAAAGGAAACAGUGACCACUGUGAUCAAAAGAAUCAAAUAUGGUGAAAUUAAAAACAGAGAGCUUACGCUUGUAAUUGAUUUGAGAAUCAGCGGAAAAAGGGACUAACAAAAUAGCUUCUAAAUCAAAAGAAAUUGCUCGGUAGAUUGAUCUAGAUUGAUCUUCUAGUGAUCUUUUUUUAUCUGCAUCUUUCAUCUCCAUUGCUUUUUUCUCCUUCUUUUUGUGAAGUUGCCAGCUUUCUUCCAAAUUGGUUUUGUCUGUAGCGCUAUAAUACACAUUGCAUGUGGAACAUUGGUCCUUUUUAGGGACAUGGAACGACAGUUGUGGAUCAUAACUAUUAAAUAUUUUUCGGUAAACAUUAAUAGAAACAGGAGGGAUUGAUUCACUUGUACAAUAAAUUUCAACAUACAAACGGUACAUAACAGAUAAAUUCAAAUCAGCUGCCAAAUACAAUUUUUUCGUUUCGCUCCGACUGUAGUGACUCUUUUCGUCCAUCAGUACCAAUAUAAGCUCCACCUGGACCACGUUUUUUCAAAGCAAGAUCAAUAAUUUGGAAACUUAUGCUAAAAGUUGCACAAAAAAAUUUUAAGCAAACUCGCACAUUAGAGCCUUGUUCAUCAGGUAGUGAAUAUACGCGUGAUUUAGUUUUUGUGAUAUUGCUUUCUGGCUUUCGUUUCCUGUGACGUUGAAUGCUAUUUUCUGUGACCAACGAGCAGAAGCGUGCUUUUUGACGAUCGGCAUCAGCAAGUCCCCAAUACUCUUAAUGCAAAAUUUGCUGUCUCUCCAAAGAUAUCUUAUCAGAACAUUUGAAUCUCCACCUUGAGCAAUUGAUGUAGCUUGGCUUUUUUUCUGGCAUAACGAUAUUUUUUCUGGUUUGAUAGCUCUUACCAAACAUUCUUUUUAUUUUUCGCUCGUUUCUUUUCCAUGUAUCUGGUUCUGCUUGCCUUUUCCGUGUUUUUUUAACUUCAGGUACCAAAACUUCUCUGGAUGUUGUUGGUUGUGGAGGUAUUUCUAUAGGAUUUGUUUCACCAUCUUCAUCAUUGUCACUUGUUGUGUUUUCUUCCUCUUCUAGGACAUAUUCCUCAGAAGUAAAUGAACUUUCACUUGGUAUUUUAUUAGUGAGUAAGUCUAUCAUUCUCGGUUUCAAUUGUAUUCAUUGUAUACUCGAACAGAUUGAAUUCGUUGACCGAAUAGUCGAUGUUUUCUAUCAAGUUUUCUGGAACUCGUGGUUUUUCUGCAAAUUCUUCGCAAUGGACCACAGAAACACCACAGGGGGAUUCGUCUCAAUUGACUCUACCAAAUUUUCUAGCACUUGUAACGAUGCCGAUUGUUCUUCUGCAAUCUCUUCGCAUUGGACCACAGAAACACCACAGGAGGGAUUCGUCUCAGUUAACUCUUUAGCUGAAUCUGUAAGAAGUGCGUACAAUAAAAUUUGAUCAAAUUUUAUUAAGACUCCUAAUAAAUGAGGCUUUGUUCAAUGAGGUAAUUAUUAAAAUUAAGCACUAGUUAUUUACCUAACAAGUGCGGAAAGUGAUACUUUACCGCACACGGUAGCAGUUAACAGAACGAUGCAAAGCGAAGUUCGGUCAAGCCAUCAAGGGCGGUAAAGGCACUAUACUUUCUGUAUGUGUUAAGCACAAAAUUUUACCUCCGAGCAUUAAAAAAUGCAUUAUUGACUUUGACUUUUACUUUACCGCACACUAUGCGAUAAAGUAACUUUACUGCAUUGUGUGCAGUAAAGUGAUACUUUCCGUCUUGAAAACAGUGCUGUAAACUGCACUUUAUUGCACGCGAGUAGGUAAAAAUAUUAAAAAAGAAGAUUUAAAAUAAUCAACGAUAUGAGUGUGGUAAGUGGUAAUUCAAUGUAACAUACCAAAAGGAAUAAUCAAAAUAUCUGAUUGAGCAGAAUUUGGAUCAUGUGAAGAACUACAAUCCUCGCGAAAAUCGGUGGACUCCUCGCAGGUUUGUAAUGCAUUUUGCAGAUCUAAAAUUAAACCAGAAAAUAUAAUGUGUGCAUAUCCUAUAAUUUUUAAUUUUGCACCAACCCAGUAAUUUUUAAAUAAUAAUAUAAGGACCAAUAAAAUACAAUAGUAAUUAUUAGUUAAGCUGGAUUUAUACAGAUAAAUAACAUAAAAUAGCAAAUAAGAUAAAAAAUUAAAGAAAGGCCUUAUUUGACAGUUCCCAUUUAUACAGGUAACAAAAUAACAAAUAAGAAAAAAGGGUAACCAAUCACAUUAUCGAACACACAUCUCUCUCGUUCACUGGAUAUUAUGACCAAAACAGCCUGCGCAUUUGCAUUUUAUUCUAACCUUAUUCGUUAUUUUAUCUUAUUCCUCUGUAUAAAUCUUAUUCCUAAUAUUUUAUCUUAUUCCUCUGUUUCUUGAUGAUCUUUUUGCUUUCGUAUCAGGUCAACCAUCAUUUUACCACGUUUAAACAUUGUUGCAACAAUAAAAGUUCACUUUAACUCACAAUAAGCUGCUUCUUAUUUAACUAACAGAACACUGCGACGCCAAUAAACAUCAUUAUGAAAAUAAAAAUAUAGCAAGUCCAAACAAGUCGAAAACGGAGGGCUUAUGUCAAUAAUACUACAGCGCACAUUUAUGUUAUGUCCGGAUAUACAAUAUUUGAGCUCGUGUUAAUUGUUCUAAAAAAACACAAAUAUUGUAUGUCCGGACUUACUAUAUUUGUGCUUCGACCAGUUGUGCACUGCUUUAGAAUCCAUUAUAUACUAUAAGUGUGCUUAGACAGAACUUAUUAGUCUGUGGUUUUACAAUAUGAGUGAAGUGUUGAUCCCCACCUUACUCGUCAUUCUGGACAUACAAUAUUUGUACAGAAAUGGACAAAAAGUGGACAUACAAUAUUUGUGCUUUAAACCAUCGAUAUGGUUUAUCCGAAGUUUGAAAACGGAUUAAACUAAGGUGGUCCCCAUAUUUAAUCCAUUCCAGGGUAAAAUCAAUUUUGCUGUUUCACCCUAUAUAUAGGUAGUCCCUGUAUUUGGACUAUAUAGUCCAUAGUCUGCAAGAUUUAUGACUUUGCAGCUGAGCAAGGCUAUUUCCGGACUAAUAGUAUUACAAAUAGUCAAAAAUUUACUUAAAAAACACAGCACUGCCUAUAGAGCUAAAAAACUGCUGUUUAAACCGAGUUUUCGCUAAGUUUCAAUGUAGCACUGCCAGUUUUAUAAUGACGGAAAAAUAGAAACAACGCUUUAACACCAAUCUAUAUUAUUAACUAUAUCAUAGAGGCUGUACUUUUUUGAGGCAUAUUUAAGUAAUUAUGUGUACUUAUGUACAUGUGUAUUGUACAAACAUUGUAUAUGCCUUGUAACAUCAUGCUUUUUUAUAUAUUUUGAAAGAAAAAAUCAAAAUUCGUUUAAAACGUAGAAAAUCAAAAAAAAAGUAGCUAAAAGCAAUAAAGUCAUACGUUUAAUCAAUUCCCUUGGCUGGACACAUCAUAUAAAGUGUAAGCAUGCAAACUCCCUUUAUUUGAGGGGGGCAUUUCUAAGCAUUCACUAUAUACAUAUUUAAUUUAUAUAUUAUUUUCACAUUGUAGCAACAUAUCAUUCCUACUACUGUUUGUGUGAUUUUUAGAGACAUAUAUAAUAACGUUUUAGUUUUGUAUGGCUUGAAGAACAUACCCAGUAUUGUUUAUAUGUAAUUAAAAAGCUUUAACUUUUGUAGAUAAAGAGGUUAUAAUAAAAAAGGUGCUCAUUAAUUCAUGUAAUAAAUUUACGUUCAUAAAGCACGUAUUAACAUUACACAGUUUCCUUCAUUUUUGUCUUCGAUUCUUUGACAAUACAAACUGAAAGACUGCUGUUUUUGCUCUUGUUUGCUACUCGAAUAAGUCUUUCCUAUAAGUUGCUAUAAUAUUUUUUUAAUAAGAUAUAUCCUCAACUAAAAGCGGAACUAUUGAGUUAAAAGCUUUUUUAUAUUCCACACAAUCCAUGUUAAUUCAUGCUAUCAACAAGUUUUAUAAAGAAAAUCAUUAAAUAACAGGUGAUUCACAUAUAAAUAAUUUUAAUUGCAACAGCCUAUAUUUUAUUAAAUUUUUGGCCAUAAGGUUUAUAUCUUUUAAUAAAGAAGAUUUCAUGAAUUAUUUGCUAAACUUAUGUAACAGUAACUGUACCUAGGAGAGCGGAGGGGAAUUGGAGCCACUUAAUGCAUUAUUGUCAAUAGAAAUAUAAAAAAAGUUCUUUCAAACAUACCAGCAUUUAAAAGGAUUUUUUAACGUUACAUUUUAAUAACAGUUGUGGAAAAAAUAAAUUUAUUUCUUUUUAUAAAAAAACUUUUUAAAAAAGUUCGUUUGGCUUUCAUUUCCCACAACGAUUGGGUAAUGGCAGCCAGAUUUAUUAUUGUAGUUUUUAAGAUCUUUUUAAUAAGUAUUAAGCUAGUCCUCAUAAAAAAUGGACUUUAUUUGAAAAUGUAACGAACGUAACAUAAAUUCUUAAGCAAAAAUACCUACAUGCUAAAAUAUAACUACCGUCGUAAACAAAAAUCACAAAUAUAGCCCUCUGCAUCCUGUACGCCUGAACAUUCAGAGUGUGCCCAACUGCCACAAUUCGUACAACGGUACCACAGUUCAUUAUUUUUUCCAACGUCGUCACAAAUAAUGCAUCUAACAUGAGCGGCGCUGUCGCUAAGAUCAUCGCACUCACAAUCUCAUAUAAACUCACUUAUCUCUUCGUCUUUUGAAGAUGACGAUUCUUCAGCAACUUGUCUUUUGUUCGUGCCUUUUUUGUAAACGACUUUUCCUUUUGCAUAUUUAAUAUAUUUAUUAACUGGUUUUGACUCCGUUUUGGACACAUAUUUGCUAAUAACUGUUUUCUUCAAAGGUUCUUCAUCUUCUGAUGACCACAAUUCGUCUGCUCCUACUUGUCGUUUAGCACUUUCUAUUUUGCUGUUCUUUUUAGUUUUGUUUAUGUUCUCUGUUUUCAUGCCUUUACAUGUUCUUUUUUUUUUCAUCACGUUCUUGUUUCUUUCGCUUUUUUUCUUCAAAAAAUAUCUUCAUAGGUGUCUGGGUAAACAUUUCGGAAUGCUGUUUUCGUGUUUGUCUUAAGUUCUUGCUUUUAUUAUCGUCUUUUUGAGGCAAUGGGGAUAUUAUAGAAAGGAGAUCAGAGAUGGACGACGUAUUAAUGGACUGAUCAGAUUCCUCUUGCCAUGUGGAACAACCUAGUACGGGAUCGCAUGAUCGACUACUUUCAUCUUUUGUUGGUGUUUUAUGAAUCAGAGGAGACCGUGUCUGAUUUUGGGCAUUGUCUUUGCUGUUUGCUUCUGUUAUUUUAGAGCUACUUGCUGGUGAUCCCGUUGUCUUCUCAUUAGUAUCCACGCAAGCUGGUGGCACACAAUUAUAGACAAAAUCAGCAUCAGUAAAGAUAUCUGGCUGGUAUGGAAAAAUACCUGUGCAUCUGAACCCUGAUAUUCCCUUUUCCAAAGAAGCAACUUUGGAAUAAGCUUUGUUAAAAAGACUUGCAACAUCAUAUGGAGUGAUUUGUAUGAGGUUAUUUGACUUCAUGUAAUUGUCACAUUCUUUAUAGUAGGACUUCUUUAGUGGACCAUAAAAUGUUACAUCUAACGGCUGCAUCCGAUGUGAUGAAUGUGGUGGGAGGGACAGUAUCGUAAUGAAAUUUUCUUUGCAGUAAUUGUAACUUUCAAGCGUUGCAUGACUAGAAUGAUUAUCUAGAAUAAGUAAUACUAGUUCAUCACGAUUGGGCUUAACAAAUUUUACAAAAUGCCGAAGCCACAAUUCGACCAUUUCCUCAUUAGUCCAGCCGUUAAAAGUAACCUGAUAUUCCGCAUCUGGAGGCCCAUCCUUAGCAAGUAGUGGAGAAAAUCCUCUUCCGGGGAAUAUAAAAAAUUGGGGCACAAACGAUCCGGCAGCGCUUAUGCAACAAAUUACAGUAAUGUUUUUGCCACGCUCCCAACUAGUUGCCGAACCUAUCCUUUUUUGACCUUUUCUAGCCAAUAUAGUUCCAGGUUCUUGAACCGUCGUUAUUCCCGUUUCAUCCAUAUUAAAAAUAUUGGACUUCUUGAAAUUCUGUUUAGACGGAACCGUGUGAAGAUUGUCGAAAAAGCGAGUAACCUCGUCCUUGUUAAAACCCUUGAUGCGGUUUAAACUCGUGGCCUCAGGUUUACGAAUGCUGAUCGUGGAAUUCCGUCUUAAGAAUCCAUCUAGCCAGUCUUUUCCAGCUAACUGCUUCUGUUUAUUAAAGGGGUGAUUAAUUCUUAAAUUUUCGGCGCAUCUGUAAGCUAAGCGACAAAAUUGCCACCUAGUUAGCCCAUAAAACAUAUUUGCAAGGGUAACUAAAUGUUGUGCCAUUUCCGUUUCUUGCUGAAGGGUAAAGACCCCAUCUUUACCCUUUUACCAAGUUUUCCUGAACUUUGCAGUUGUUCUUUCUUCAAUUUUAGUUUAGAAGGAAGAACAGUUAAUGCUAAAGCAAAACAAACACGUUUCUUGAAUCUAAAUGUAUCUCUAAGUAAUACAACCAAAGGAGAAAGCAUAAUAACUCAUAAUUCAAAACUUACCUUCAAAUUCGGAAGACUGCCGAAAGUGAACUGAUUUAGAUGUAACUCAAAGUAGUUUGAAAGCAUCAAGGUUAAAUGUUUGCUGCGUUCCAAGAUUACAUUACGCACAUCAUGGCGUAAAUAACGAGGUGGCUCCCAUUACCCGCUGGCUCCUAUUCCCAUUAUGCAAAUCAUCCUGUAUAAAUAAUGAAACAUUUAUUUUAUUAAUUUAUCUAUUCCCAUAAAAAGACAAACUGCUCAUGGUUCACCAAAAAAAGCUUAAUAGAAUUUAUUAUAUGGCCUAAAAGUAAAUAGGUGUAUAUAGGCUCCGAUACUUACCAUCAGGCUAAUAGUAACCGACUGAAUUGUGAUUUUUAGUAUAGUUUUACCCAUUAUAUACAUGAUUUUUAUGUGAUGUUAUUGUACAUUUUAACAUGUAACUAGGAAAACAAAUAUAUAUGUAUAUUAUAUUAAUAUGAAGAUAUUGUAGCGAUUUUAAUAAUUUAUUAACAAGUCUAUUACGCUAUAGGAAUACUAGGUUUUUAAGAAACUAUUACGAAGUAGAAGGAAUGUAAGUAGUAGAGUAGGUUAUUCUGUGUAACAGCAGUGUUAAAUAAAUGGAUAAUCAAUAAAAAAAAUGAUAUUCAGAACCAGGUUUUUACUGUUUUAGAGUUAUUAGGUAUUUUGCAUAAAAUGCUUUUUUAUUUUAAAAUAAUAAAUUUCUUAUACUUACCUCUCUUGUACACAAUGCUUAUUUGGUAAUCAAUUAUAUACUAGUUUACAAAGGUUAGCAAAAUAAAUCCUUCUAUUUAACUAAUCA